UUGUAAUGCGAUGCAGGCUAAACGAAAACUAUCUUUGAAAACAAAUACUACAUCAGAGAGAGAAAAAAUUGUUUGAAUUUUACGGUAUUAUAUCUUUACCACAUCGCGAGAUUUCUUUGACGGCAAAGUUUACAAUAAUUUAUUCACAAAUUUUGGAUUUUGCAAUAAUAAUGUUGAUGUCAAUUACGGGCAAGUAUUGCUGAGACAGGAAGUCGUAAAGCAUUGAAAAUGGCUGUCAUAGAACAAGAAAAUUCUCCGAUGAUUAAAACACACUUUACAUCUCUUCCUGAAAAGCGUGAGACGAGAGCAAAAUAUGUUUCUUCUGUAAUAUUUUGUCUUUGGUUGCAGUGUCACUGGUUCUAAUAUUUGGUUUUAUUUUGUAUUCCAAUGAGUACGACUUCGAGCGUACAUACUAUAUGAAAGAGGGAAAUACAACAGGAAAAUACUUCACCAGGAAAGAAAUUCUAACGUUCCCAAUUAUAUUUUCAACUGCAUUAAGUUUGUUUGGCUUCUUACUUAGAACAUUAGUUGAUCGUCUUUCACUCGUCGCUGAAGAAUACAAACAUAAAAAACAGCGUUAUGGCGGAAGUUGGACAAAGAUGAUCGAAGCUUGUUUUGGUGGAGUUUUUUCGGGUCUAGUAUUUCCACUGAUAAUACUGGGUGUAAUAUCAAUCAUUCUAACAAUUGCCGUCCGUUUCGACAAGUCUUGGGUUGAGAUUCAAUAUCUUGUGUGUAUAUUUAGUGGAAUUGGUAUUGGUUAUUUAGUUAUGCAGUUAUUCAAUUUAAAUACGCAAUCUGAAAUUCAUAUCUCAACGAUUCUAGAAGAAAAUCAAAGUUUCGUUUCGAACGGACUAGCCUGGCAUUACUACAUCAAUCAUCUCAAAUUCACUGCCAGCCUUCAAAAAGCUGCUAGUUCGUUGAAGAAUUUAAACAGUGAUAAGUUACUAUUACUCAUACCAGUUGACUGCUACACUCAUCAUGAAUUGAAAAAGAUCGAUAAUAAAAUUUAUCCUUUCGGGCAAAAACGAAGAAAAUUUUCGUUUGGAAUAUACAAUUUGAAAGCGGGCAAUAAAAAACGCAAGUUUGCUAUACAAUAUGUUAAAGCGCCUUUAAACACUUUAAGAGAAAUGCGCUGGAAGGAAAAUGAGGCUGUAAGAAAGGAAACUUUGAAAGAGCAAGUUAAAUUAUUCUAUCGCAAGUUGUAUGAAAUUUUGAAAGAUCCACCGGACGGUGGCUGUAGAAAGCGUGCAUAUUUGUGACUUAUGAUUACGAAAACUUGGAUAUUUUAAAGAAUGGAGGUCUGGCCAAAUGUAUCAUAGAUACUGUUGAAAAUUCGUAUGAUGAGAUGGAAGGUAGUUUUCCUGGGGUCGUUGAACCUAAGAGACGUACACCAACCGAUGACAAAGGAAAAUCUUCAAACGCAAAGAAAACUGACUCGGAUACUUCGAGUUCAUCAAACAAAACAAAUAGAAAAGGGAACAAAAACAGAAAUCCUGUCCAUGGAAGAAUAGAAGAAAUGCAAGAUCUUGAUACAGUUAGGCAAGGAGCAGUUCAAGAAAGUCGGGCAAAGAAACGUUAAACAUUCAUAAUUUUUUACAUCCUUUUGUGGCUCCAUUGUCGUAUAUCGACUUAACUCUUUCAAAUUGAAAUCAUGAAUUGAAAUGGGCAUUUUAAAACUUUUCACUAAAAUAAAUGAAUAAAUUUUAAUAUUUGUCGUCA
Molecule: messenger RNA, 1719 nt
Organism: Xenia sp. Carnegie-2017
Lineage: Eukaryota; Metazoa; Cnidaria; Anthozoa; Malacalcyonacea; Xeniidae
Product: stimulator of interferon genes protein-like
Exons: 1
Coding region: 417-1259 (280 amino acids)
Biological process (GO): autophagosome assembly; innate immune response; positive regulation of macroautophagy
Cellular component (GO): endoplasmic reticulum membrane; autophagosome
Molecular function (GO): cyclic-di-GMP binding; 2',3'-cyclic GMP-AMP binding
Source: RefSeq, a predicted model, not a curated record